AUGUACAGCCCAACACCGCCCCCUCCAGUGCCGCCACCCAAACCUAGCAGUCACGAUUCAAGCCGUUUGGGGACGCCAGCGGGUAAAGGUGUCGCUUUCGAUUCAUCAGGCUUGAUCCCAGCACAGGCAAGACAGAGUCAACAACCGCAGGAGAUCCCAGACCCAGGCGAGCAAUGGCUCCCCAAAUUUCUUGAGGACAAGUCGAAACAAGACCUCGCCGAUCUCCUAAGCAACCCCUCCCUCCUCAACGCCGUCACCCACUCCCUAUCCACCAUCCACCCCUCUCUCUCAGCAACCCACGAAGCCCUCCUCGCCUCCCUAAACGAAAAUAUCAACCUUGCACACCACCUCGUGGAGCUCGAACAGCACUUCGCGCACCAACGCUCCCAGACCCAAGCGCAGCUCCUCUCAACGCACGCGCUCGAGCGGCAGUGGCGCCAGAAACAAUCCGAAAUGGACCAUGCGCUAGCCCCCUUUGCGCCGGCUUCGCUGUACCAGCGGCUGACGCAAGGGUUGCAGGAGCAGGAGAUGGUGUGCGCGGCUAUGGAGGAGAGCUUUUUGGAGGGGGACGGGAGUGGGGAGCCCGCGACGGAACGGGAGGCUGGGGAUUGGGUCAGACGGUAUCGGGAGGCGAGGAAGGUGUGUUAUUUAAGGCAGGAGAGGAAGGAGAGGUGGAAUGAGAGGAGGGUUGGGGGGUGGCGGUGA
Messenger RNA from Pseudomassariella vexata, 705 nucleotides. RefSeq lists its product as uncharacterized. Gene Ontology annotation, biological process: protein targeting to vacuole; protein targeting to membrane; ubiquitin-dependent protein catabolic process via the multivesicular body sorting pathway. Gene Ontology annotation, cellular component: ESCRT I complex. The transcript has 3 exons. The record is from RefSeq and is a predicted model, not a curated record. The coding region runs from base 1 to 705 and encodes 234 amino acids. NCBI's taxonomy places the organism in Eukaryota, Fungi, Ascomycota, Sordariomycetes, Amphisphaeriales, Pseudomassariaceae.